AUUUCCUUAAUAUUUUUCCCUAAUUUCUCUAAAUCCCUAAUAAUUUUUUCGAGUUUUUGGACUAAUUUCAAGACUAAGGUCAUUCUCUGUUGGUUUUCUUGUAAAAAGAUUGAAUUUUUAUUGCAAAAUUUUAUUCAGAUUCUAGGGAAAAAAUUAGGGUUCUUUGUGCUGCAAUUGAGUAGUUAAAUUCAUAAUUAUGAGUCCUUGAAGGGUUUUUGGGAAUUUUAAAGAAAAUAUAAGGAUUUGAUUGAAAAGAAUUAUUGAAUUUCAAGGUGUAAUUCAUAUUCUAGGUAUUUAACUUUUUUGGGGCAAAUAUAAGGAUUGAUUGAAGAGAAAUUCCUUUUUAAUUGCUGAUUCUUGAAUUUCAAGGUGUAAUUUUUAGGGUUCUUUUUGCUUCAAUUUAGGGCUAGUAUUAACUUUUUGGGGCAAAUAAUUAUAGGUUCUUGAAGGGUUUUUAGCAAUUUUAAAGAAAAUAUAAGGAUUGAUUGAAGAAAAUUCCUUUUUAUUGCUGAAUUCUUGAAUUUCAAGUUGUAAUUAGGAAUCUUGAAUGUUUAGGAUUUUCUUUGUACUCUACAAUUGAGUAGUUAUAUUCAAGGGGUAGUAUUAACUUUUUUGAGUAGUUAUAUUCAAGGGGUAGUAUUAACUUUUUUGAGUAGUUAUAUUCAAGGGGUAGUAUUAACUUUUUUGAGGCAAAAUAUUAUAAGUCCUUGAAGGGUUUUUGUGAAUUAAAGAAAAUAUAAGGAUUUCAUAGAAGAAAAUAUUCCUUUUUAUUGUUGAAUUCUUGAAUUUCAAGGUGUAAAUUCAAGGGUAAGUAUUAACUAUUUGGGGAAAAAGAUUAUAGGUUCUUGAAGGGUUUUUUUGGGAAUUAAAGAAAAUGUAAGGAUUUAAUUUGAAGAGUAAAAGUUUCUUGAGUUGAAUGGGGAAUACAUGUGUAGGACCCAAUUUGGGCAACAAUGGGUUCUUGCAAUCAGUUACAGCAGCUAUUUGGAAAACAAGGCAACCAGAACAUUUACCUCUCCCAAAUAAAGGGGACUCAACUUCCCACAAAAGCCAAGAGAAUUCAUCAGUUGGUUCGUCGAAAACAGAUGCAAAUGUUACUCAGAGUACCCCACCUCCACACCUUAAGAUUACUGGGGACACUGAGUAUGAUGCUAAAUCAGUAAAUGCCCAAAAGGGUGUUAAAGAGGAGGGUAAUGAUGUCAAGAAUCCAAAUGUUAAAAGUACUACGACUAGCGAUAAGCCAACGGAGGGAGUGAAACAGAACAAGCCUAGUCAUGUGAAGCGAUUAUCGAGCAUAGGGCUUAAAAUGGAAUCAGUUUUGGGAAGAAAGACGGGAAAUUUGAAGGAUGUUUAUAGUUUAGGGAGGAAGCUUGGACAAGGGCAAUUCGGAGAGACGUUCUUAUGUGUGGACAAGGAACAUGGAAAGGAAUUGGCGUGUAAGUCCAUUGCUAAAAGGAAGUUGAAUACUGAGGAGGAUGUGGAGGAUGUAAGAAGGGAGAUUCAGAUUAUGCACCACUUAGCAGGGCACCCUAGUGUGGUACAAAUAGUGGGGGCUUAUGAGGAUGCUGUUGCAGUACAUGUUGUGAUGGAGCUUUGUUCGGGUGGAGAGCUAUUCGACAGGAUUUUACAGAGAGGACAUUACAGUGAGAAGAAGGCAGCUGAACUUUCUAGGGUAAUUGUAGGUGUUGUGGAAGCAUGCCAUUCCAUGGGUGUCAUGCAUAGGGACCUGAAACCCGAGAACUUUCUUUUUAUCAAUCAGGAUGAGGAUUCGCCCUUGAAGACCAUUGACUUUGGGUUAUCAGUGUUCUUCAAGCCAGGUGAAAUGUUCACUGAUGUUGUCGGAAGCCCUUAUUAUGUUGCCCCAGAAGUCUUGCGGAAGCAUUAUGGUCCAGAAUGUGAUAUAUGGAGUGCUGGAGUGAUCAUUUAUAUUUUACUAAGUGGAGUUCCCCCCUUUUGGGAAGAGACGGAGCAAGGAAUAUUUGAACAGGUUUUAAGAGGGGAACUUGACUUUGUAUCAGAACCUUGGCCAAAUAUAUCAGAAAGUGCAAAAGAUCUUGUCAGAAAGAUGCUUGUGAGAGAUCCAAAAAAGCGGCUAACAGCCCAUGAAGUCCUUUGUCAUCCAUGGGUCCGUGUUGGCGGUGUAGCUCCAGAUAAGCCUCUUGAUUCUGCUGUUCUGAGUCGUCUCAAUCAAUUUUCUGCAAUGAACAAAUUAAAAAAGAUGGCAGUUAGAGUUAUUGCUGAAAGUCUGUCAGCAGAGGAAAUUGCAGGACUCAAGGAAAUGUUCAAAAUGAUAGACACCGAUAAUAGUGGAAGUAUUACGCUUGAGGAACUGAAGAAGGGUUUGGAAAGAGUAGGUGCCAAUCUGAAGGAUUCAGAAAUAACUAGUUUAAUGCAAUCGGCAGAUAUUGAUAAUAGUGGUACCAUUGACUAUGGUGAGUUUAUAGCUGCUAUGCUCCAUCUAAACAAAAUUCAUAAGGAGGAUCACAUGUAUGCUGCUUUUUCGUAUUUUGAUCAAGAUGGUAGCGGGUAUAUCACGAAGGAUGAGCUCCAACAGGCUUGUGAGAAGUUCGGGAUGAGCAAUAUCCCCAUCGAAGAACUUAUGCGCGAAGUAGAUCAAGAUAAUGAUGGACGCAUCGAUUACAAUGAAUUUGUAGCGAUGAUGCAAGAUACCGGUUUUGGUGAUAAGGGGAGUAGAAGAAUGUAAGCAUUGACAUUUCAGAGGCGUUAAAAGCCUGGGACUCAUGAUAAAAUCAUACUUACAUUGGGCAUUUGCGUUUAUCGUCCCCAUAAGUACAUGACAAGAGAAACUUACACUGUAUUAUAUCAUACAUACAUGUAAAAAAUAGUCAGGCAUUAGAGAGGGAAGGCUACACUAGUUUUUCUUCCUUGAUAGCAUUCACAUUUUGUAUCUUUUACUUGUAUAUUUCUCUUUUUUUUUUUUUUUUCACUCCCAUUUUGUAUCUAUGAAAUUUUUGUUACACUUAUUUAGAUUUACACUUUACCUGUCCAUUUGAUCAAUUUCAGUGUUUGCACAAGUACUUUAGAACUUGGCCCAACAGCUUCUGAGCAAACAAUUUUCAACAUAAUUAAUAGUACAGGUUUAGUUUUAGGCAUAAUACAUAAACAAGCCCUCAAACUUGGCCUCAUCUGGCAAGUAUGCCCUCCAACUUUGGGUGUGCACAAGUAGGCGCCUCAACUUGUAUAAAGUUGAACAUGUAAACACAAAUGCUGAUAUGACACAUAAAUUUUGGAGGUGUCUAGAUGAUCAU
Lycium barbarum (goji berry) is the source of this 3269-nucleotide messenger RNA. Its product is annotated as calcium-dependent protein kinase 20-like. Gene Ontology annotation, biological process: intracellular signal transduction; peptidyl-serine phosphorylation; protein autophosphorylation. Bases 917 to 2704 code for a protein of 595 amino acids. Gene Ontology annotation, cellular component: nucleus; cytoplasm. Gene Ontology annotation, molecular function: ATP binding; calcium-dependent protein serine/threonine kinase activity; calcium/calmodulin-dependent protein kinase activity. The record is from RefSeq and is a predicted model, not a curated record. The transcript is spliced from 8 exons. NCBI's taxonomy places the organism in Eukaryota, Viridiplantae, Streptophyta, Magnoliopsida, Solanales, Solanaceae.